Sceloporus undulatus (fence lizard) is the source of this 1584-nucleotide messenger RNA. RefSeq names its product mitochondrial ribosomal protein S7 (gene MRPS7). The coding region runs from base 72 to 794 and encodes 240 amino acids. Gene Ontology annotation, cellular component: ribosome. NCBI's taxonomy places the organism in Eukaryota, Metazoa, Chordata, Lepidosauria, Squamata, Phrynosomatidae. Gene Ontology annotation, molecular function: rRNA binding; mRNA binding; structural constituent of ribosome. The transcript is spliced from 5 exons. Gene Ontology annotation, biological process: ribosomal small subunit assembly; translation. The record is from RefSeq and is a predicted model, not a curated record.
AGAGGCGGCUCUGUUCAGGCAUUCGCGGAGGGCAGCCCUGCCGUGGGAGGGGCCCUGAAGGCAGAAGCAAGAUGGCGGCGCCCAUGGCGGAGAAGCUGAGGGUCUUAGGAGGGGGGCCCUGCGGCCGCUGGAAGGCCUGGUUCCCCCGGCUAAUUCAAGUCAGGUGGAGUCGAUACAGUCCUAAUUUCCUUGAACCAGAGGUGAACAAAGAAGUUUAUAACAAACCACUAGAACAAUUAUCAGAAGAAGAAAAAACAAAAUGGGAUCUUAAAACAGUCCGACCUAUAAAAGCUACCCCUUCCAAUGUCAGCAGCUCUGUGUUCUAUGAACCAGUGAUCAGCAAAUUUACUAGCCUUAUGAUGAAGGGAGGAGAUAAGAUUUUGGCCCGAUCCAUUAUGAAUCAGACUUUGGAAGCUAUUAAGAGGAAGCAGCUUAUGAAAUACCAUAAAGCUGAUGAGAAGGAGAAAGAAAACAUUGAAUGCAACCCUUACACUAUCUUCCAUCAGGCAUUAAAAAACUGUGAACCUGUCAUUGGGCUUGUGGGUGUCCAGAAAGGAGGCAAAACCUAUCAGGUCCCAACCCCUCUGAAGGACAGCCGGCGGCGUUUCUUAGCAAUGAAGUGGAUGAUAACAGAAUGCAGGGUCAACAAGCACAGGCGCACACUUAUGCCUGAAAAGCUUUCCCAAGAGCUGCUGGAAGCCUUCCACAACCAAGGUCCUGUAGUAAAGAAAAAGCAAGAGCUUCACAAAAUGGCUGAGGCUAACCGGGCCUUUGCUCACUUUCGGUGGUGGUAGAGUGUGUACUGUUUUGUCCGAUGCAACCUAUGAGGACAGAGACUUUGUUACAAGACAAGGAUUCUUUUUAAAAUUCUGUAUGGCUUUCUUUGCAAAGCACCAGCCUGGCAGGGCCAUGGACAGCUUUGCAGCUGCCUCUUCUCAAAUAGCAUGACAAAGAAGAUAUUAGCAAAAAUAUUUUUUCCUCUUUUUCAGGCUCCAGUGAGAUAAAAUUCUGAUUACUGUAUGGCUGAGAUUAUUUAAUUAGUACCGGCUUCUGUAUGCAUGGUUUCUCCUUUGUUCCAUUCUAACCUCUUUCCACUCAGAGGGUUUAUCUUCAAUACAGAGUUAUGGGCUAUCUUGUGGAGGAUUGAAAAAAUAAACGGUAUUUUGUAUUGUUAAGCAGAAUCCUCGGGCAACAUCCUGGACUGGAGAAUUGUAAUGCAGGUGGAAAUUGCUUGUGGGUGUUCUCUGUGUAUCUGUUAGGGACAGUGUCUCUAUUUAAAAUGCUUUUGAAUCAGGAGUUUAGUGAAAGUAGCUUAUUGGUAGGAAACAUAUUGAAUGAAAAUUAGCCUCUUAAAGGGAGGUUAGCUUCCCUUCUUUGAUAUGGUCCGCACAUGCUUUUUAUCACUUGUUUUCUCUGCAGUCAUGCUCAGGCAGCUGAAUAUUUGAGCUGACUACAUAGAGUAUUUGAAAACAAAGUUUGGUCUAGCAUUUUAUCUGUAAUGGUCCAUUCAACUCUGUAAGACAUCACUUGAUGAUGCAGAUAUCAGGUGAUGUGGAUGCUUGAGUAAACCACUCUUUACCCCAA